GUCAGGGUCGUUUGUAUGAUCUUUAUUUUCCUGUGUAAUAUUUAUGAGGUGAUAAUUUGUGUACUUUGGAAACCUUUAGUGUUCAGGAAAGUAAAUAAAAACUUAAUUUCCUUCAGGGAAGAAAUAGCUGAAGCUCAGAGGACGAAUAAACCCAGUGGGAGGUGCCACUAUUGUCUCAUGAUUAGCAAGACCUGCAAAGAGGCAACCAAGAGUAUCCCAGCGAGAGGAGGUGCUCCCAAAGAGGAAUACAUCUUUGUUAAUGCAGAGGAGGAAUUCUUCUAUGAGCAAGCCAUCAUGAAGUUCCACUAUUCAGUUCAGGAGGAGGCAGACUCAUGUUUGAGUGGCCGGUGGUCGUUUGACGACGUCCCCAUGAAGCCUUUCAGGACUGUGAUGCUGAUACCCGCAGACAGGAUGCCUGCCAUCAUGGACAAACUCAAAGAAUACCUAACGGUGUGAACUUAACAAUAAACCAAGACACCUAUGAACACACUUGAGAACAUUCAGGAUCAUGGAAAUGGUUCACUGCUCUUAAGACUCAACAGGAAAUAUUUUUAAUGGUUUCUUUUUUUACUCACAUAUGAUAGAUUUAGUUCUGAAGAAAUUAUGCAAAAGAAAAUCACAGCAAACUUUGCCUACAGUAAGCUUUAUGUUAAUGACAGCUGAAAUAUAUAAUGAGUCUAGUCUAGUACAGUAGAUGAACGUGUGUCAUUUACUGAUACUUUACUACAAUAAAUAACCAUUCUUGAUAUAUGA
Messenger RNA from Solea senegalensis (Senegalese sole), 753 nucleotides. Its product is annotated as protein BCCIP homolog. Lineage: Eukaryota; Metazoa; Chordata; Actinopteri; Pleuronectiformes; Soleidae. Gene Ontology annotation, cellular component: nucleus. Bases 16 to 456 code for a protein of 146 amino acids. The record is from RefSeq and is a predicted model, not a curated record. The transcript is spliced from 2 exons.